Spodoptera frugiperda (fall armyworm) is the source of this 592-nucleotide messenger RNA. RefSeq lists its product as uncharacterized. The transcript is spliced from 2 exons. Lineage: Eukaryota; Metazoa; Arthropoda; Insecta; Lepidoptera; Noctuidae. The record is from RefSeq and is a predicted model, not a curated record. Bases 78 to 452 code for a protein of 124 amino acids.
UAAUCGAUCAUUAAUCACGUCGAUUGGAGUAAUAGUUCAUUUCUAACUCCGUUUGAGUAAUACAAAGUCGUAUCAAUAUGAAACUCCUCGUCGUUUUCCUGUCUACCCUGGUGCUGGUGCUUGGGCAGGGUGGAGAAGAUAAAGUGUAUGCUGUCGAACUUGGUGAUCUUGAGGAAGUUGGAGAUGUCGAUCCUCAAAAAGUCUACGCUGAAGAGUCUCCAGUUAUUCGCGUUUUCGAUCCUGCAGAAGUAAAAGAUGACAGUCCUGCUCAAGAAAGCGUUUAUGCAGUGGACGAUCAGCCUGUUGACCGUGAGUUCGUUCGUCCAUCGACGUUGAUCAUACCGACCGUUAUUAAAGCCUGCACCAACGAGGCUUGUGCCUACAUCUGCAAUCUACUUGGAUUCCAGAAGGGCGUCUGCAUUUCCACCACCACUUGCGAAUGUUCUAACUAAAAAGUUUUUUUACAAUUCUCUGUUAAACUCCAUUCGAAAUGUUACCUUAUAUUAAUUGUUAUUAGGCAUCUUUUUGUUAUGAAAUUAUGAAUUUAAAGCUCAAUGUACUUGAUUUUGUAAUAUAAAAAGUUGGGAUCUUA